AACAGCCCGUUUCCUUGGCUACACCGGAGGGAGGGGCGGCUGGAGAAGUGAAGGGCCGGUCCCUUCUCGCGGCGGCGGCGCGUCGACUCCUGAGGGGAUGGGACCGCGCGGGGCCUAGCAGGGCAGCUGCUGCCAUGACCGGAGCAGCGCCCGGGGCCCAGGGAAGGAGCGGCGACGCCCCGACAGGCCGCCGCUGCCCCGGUUGGAGGCUGCUGGCCUUGGGCCUCCUCUCCGCUUCCUCGGUGCUGGCGGCGGCGCCCGCUGGGCAGGCCAUGGGCCGGGAGGAGAAACGCCGCCUCGGGAAUCAAGUAAUAGAAAUGUUUGAUCAUGCCUAUAGUAAUUAUAUGGAACAUGCCUACCCAGCCGAUGAGCUCAUGCCUUUAACUUGCCGUGGAAGAGUUCGGGGUCAAGAACCAAGUCGUGGGGAUGUGGAUGAUGCCUUGGGAAAAUUUUCACUGACGCUGAUUGAUACUUUGGACACUCUUGUGGUGUUAAAUAAGACCAAAGAGUUUGAAGACGCUGUUAAAAAAGUGAUCAGAGAUGUUAAUUUAGACAAUGAUAUUGUAGUAUCAGUGUUUGAAACCAACAUCAGAGUCCUUGGUGGACUUUUAGGUGGACAUUCGGUAGCGAUUAUGCUCAAAGAAAAAGGUGAAGUUAUGCAGUGGUAUAGCGGGGAACUUCUCCACAUGGCUAAACUGCUGGGCUACAAGCUUCUUCCAGCUUUUAACACCACCAGUGGUCUCCCAUAUCCAAGAGUUAACUUAAAAUUUGGUGUAAGGAGUCCAGAGGCACGGACAGGAACAGAAACUGAUACCUGUACAGCUUGUGCUGGUACCUUGAUCUUAGAGUUUGCUGCUCUGAGCCGCUUCACAGGGGCAUCAAUAUUUGAGGAAUAUGCACGGAAAGCACUUGAUUUUCUUUGGGAAAAAAGGCAACGCAGCAGCAAUUUAGUGGGAGUUACUAUCAAUAUUCAUACGGGUGACUGGGUCCGCAAAGAUAGUGGAGUUGGAGCAGGAAUAGAUUCAUAUUAUGAAUAUUUAUUAAAGGCUUACGUCUUGCUUGGUGACGACAGUUUUCUGGAAAGAUUUAACACGCAUUAUGAUGCCAUAAUGAGAUACAUUAGCCAGCCACCUCUCCUGCUUGAUGUGCAUAUACACAAACCAAUGCUGAAUGCUCGGACAUGGAUGGAUUCGCUACUAGCAUUUUUCCCAGGUUUACAGGUGCUGAAAGGUGAUAUUAGACCAGCUAUAGAGACUCAUGAAAUGCUAUAUCAGGUGAUAAAGAAGCAUAACUUCCUUCCAGAGGCUUUCACCACAGACUUUCGAGUUCAUUGGGCUCAGCACCCUCUACGACCAGAAUUUGCAGAAAGUACAUAUUUCUUAUACAAAGCCACUGGGGAUCCCUACUACCUAGAAGUAGGAAAAACACUAAUUGAGAACUUAAAUAAAUAUGCACGUGUGCCUUGUGGAUUUGCUGCUAUGAAGGAUGUUCGUACUGGAAGCCAUGAAGACAGGAUGGAUUCUUUUUUCUUAGCUGAAAUGUUCAAAUAUUUAUAUUUGCUCUUUACUGAAAAGGAAGACCUGACUUUUGAUAUAGAAGACUAUAUCUUUACUACAGAGGCUCACUUACUACCUCUUUGGCUGUCUACUACGAACCAAACUGCACCUAGGAAAAAUAUUACAACAGAAUACACAGAGCUGGAUGAUAGUAACUUUGACUGGACCUGCCCCAAUACUCAAAUCCUUUUCCCCAAUGAUCCUAUGUAUGCACAGAGUAUCAGGGAACCUCUGAAAAACGUGGUGGACAAGAGCUGUCCCAGAAGUAUCUCCAGAGUGGAAGAAAGUUUGGGCAAUGGACCGAAGCCCCCAUUGAGAGCCAGGGAUUUCAUGGCCAGCAAUCCUGAGCACUUAGAAAUAUUGAAGAAAAUGGGAGUCAGCUUGAUUCAUCUCAAAGACGGAAGAGUCCAGUUGGUGCAACAUGCAAUCCAGGCAACAAGUUCCCUUGAUGCUGAAGAUGGUUUACGAUUCAUGCAAGAAAUGAUUGAGUUAUCCAGCCAACAACAGAAAGAGCAGCAACUGCCUCCUCGUGCUGUUCAGAUAGUUUCCCAUCCGUUUUUUGGCAGAGUAGUCCUGACAGCCGGGCCUGCACAGUUUGGAAUGGACCUGUCCAAACACAAAUCAGGGACAAGAGGAUUUGUUGCAGUCAGUAAACCAUAUAAUGGAUGCUCUGAGAUCACCAAUCCGGAAUCACUGAAGGAGAAAAUUGCUUUGAUGCAAAGAGGGCAGUGCAUGUUUGCAGAAAAAGCACGCAAUAUCCAAAAAGCCGGAGCCAUAGGUGGCAUUGUUAUUGAUGACAAUGAAGGCAGCAGCAGCGACACGGCUCCCCUGUUCCAAAUGGCAGGUGAUGGCAAGAACACAGAAGACAUCACCAUCCCCAUGUUGUUCCUCUUUAACAAGGAAGGCAGUAUUAUUCUUGAUGCCAUCCAGGAAUAUGAAGCAGUAGAAGUGCUGCUUUCUGAUAAAGCAAAAGACAGAGCAACUAUAUUUAAAGAUAAAAUGAUUCCAAACUACAUUAUUGAUAGCAAUUUGGAAAUGGAAAGCAUGGAUCAGAAGUCAUCAGACAACGACUCUCAUAAUCAGAGGUCAGAAGAAAUCUCAACAGAUUUGAACUUGGUGCCUCAAGAUCCUGAAGAAGGUGGCUUGAGUUCACAUGCAGAGUUGGACAGCAGCCGUGUUUCACUUUCAGACGAGGAUUCUUGUAUCCCCAAACUACAGGAAACUAGUAGUACUAACAGUCCAGUAUCAGAAUUGGAUAAUCCCCUUGAGGAGCAAUCCAAGACUGAGACAGAUUCCAGUCCCAGCAAUAGCUGGGAUAAUAAGGGCCAGUCUAUGGACUCAAUAUUAGCGGAUUGGAAUGAAGACAUAGAAGCAUUUGAAAUGAUGGAAAAAGAUGAACUAUAAUUUGAAAUAAUGUGCCCACGGGACUACAAAAUGGCGACCUUUGUGGAGGAUCGUGAGGCCCCGAGAUCUGAAAAUUAAAUGGAAUUGUUCAGUAUUGUGACAGCUAACCAGGUUCUAUUGGCAAAAGCCAGCAUGUGUUGUAAUUUUUUUGUUUCAUUUCCCUGUUUUUUAAAAAUGGGAAAGUGCAAUUGAUCCAUCGGCAGGGUUCCUUUGCAUGGUUCUGUAACGCAGGACAUCCGUUUGGAGAAGGAGCUGAAUUCCUCCCAUGUCCAGAUUGCUGUGGGAUUGCUUGCCUUAGCCCCACGGAGUCUCUAUGGUAAGUUGAGGCAUGUCGUCUCGGCACAUGAAGGCUCCAGGCCAGCAGUAGCACCAGUGCUGUUUCGAGGGCCUACACUGUAUCUCAGAAGCCUUUAUGAAGACAUGGUGGAAGGUACUUCAGGCUGUUGUGCCUUUAAAAUGAGGGCAGAACAACAGGGAACUGUGAUUUGUCCGGUGCCACUUAAUAAUAGGAAGUGUGCUAUAUCUCCUUAUCACUUCUUCCAUUUAUUACUUUGAAGAAUGACCAAGACAACCUGGACCCCCCUCCCCCUUUGGUUCCUAGUUCAAGUCAAAAUAGUUUGUAAACCAAAGGUAAUGUUUUCUCUAAAAAGAUAAUUUAAAAAACUUGAAUCUAGAUAAUGUGGGGUGGACCUCUUUUUUUUUUUUUUUACACUCCCGUUGAUUUGAAAUUUCAGCAAAUUUAAAAAAUAAGUCAAAAUUAGCAUCCUAGCAGUUUCUGGAAAAGGUAGUAAAGCAUUCUGUGAGGAAAUAGAAAUAGUUUUAUUUAAAAGCCUUAUAUCAGUACCAUUCUUAUUACUGAACACAACAUUUCUUGUGUAUCCCCUUGGACAAAAGGGCCAGUCUCUUUAUUAUCUAAAAAUAAUGUGUCCCUAGCAUAGUGUGAAGUCAAGGAAAAACUGGUAUCACAUGUAGAUUCUUUCUAAAUUGUAGUAGGAAUUCUAGCAAUCAUGUCUAAUAAAUUUAAAAUGAGGAUCCUUUUUAAAAACUCAAAUGUAGCAGAUAGAUUGAGAAAACGAUAGUGGUGUCUAAAGCAAGACUGCCAGACUUUGCUUAUUAAUAUCCAGUCAUUAAUUAGUUCAUUUUUAUCGUUCUUGUUCCUGCUGUUUGCAUUUAGGAAAUUUGACAUGGCAACGUUCUGUGCUCUGCCUAGUUCAGGCACUUUAUGUACAACUGGUUUUAGCUAAGAAGUAACAGGGUGUGUCACGUAAGGAAGGGAAGCUUGUUUAAAGCAAGAAUGUUUUGGGGAUGGGUUGUUAGGAUCCUUGUCUUUCCAGGUUUUUGGAAAGCAGCGCAACCCUCUGAUGUCGCACUUUACUUUCCCCAUAGAAGUGAAUGAUAACCAUUGACUGCAUUAUGGCACAAAGUGAAGUAAUACAUGUAUGAUGCCGCUGCUGUAUCAGCCAAACCUGCUCUCUGUGCUAAAUCCUGUUAUAUCAGCAGCUGAGGUGUCGAGCAAGGCUAGUUCUCCUCCUCAUAUGUUCCCAAUUCUUUCUUGGUUCUAUCAUGAGGCACAAAUGAAUUAAAAUGUGUGAAAAUAUACAUUAGCAUCUUUCUGAGAUUAUGCUAGUCAGGCUGUUGUGCAGAAAGUGAGCUGGAAACAGUGGUGAUGAAUCUUUUAACAGAUAAGUGUCCUUCUGAUUUUGUUUCCACAUUUUUUUAUUUGCACAUGUUAUAAAUCUUAGACCUAGGGCUUUCAUUUCUUUGUUGAGUGACCCUGAGUUGAGUUGUAUUUAGUCUUCGGGCUCAGUUUGUAGACGUUGCAAUAUUCCUCCAUGGGAUUUGAACAAGGGUUUCUCUGAAGUGUCCUUUAGUAGCUCAAGCCCAGACAGAGAGGAGAAUGUGUGUUUCCAUGUUCCCACAAAAGCUCCAACGGUUUGGGGCCAAGCAUACGUAAUGCACUACAUUUACGUUAGUCUUGUAAAAAUUGCAAAUCAGUAGUUCUGCAUGUUGCGAGUACUAGUGCCACUCAAGCUUUCUUAAAAAAAUAUUUACUCUGAUGUAGCCUAACUUGUCAAUCAACUUAUUUUCUUUAGGCCUUGAAAAGAAAUUGCUCAUUUGGUGUUUUCUGGUAAAAGUGAUUCUCUAAAUAUCUUCUCAAAACAUUUUAGGCAGAACUGUCCCGGCUUGAUACAACCACCACUAAAAUUUUCAUUCCUUCCUACCAAUAAUUUAUUAAGAGUUUGCACUACUUGCUACUACUUGUACAUAGUCCAUACGGUGGGACUUUCGGUUGUCGGGGAUUGAGCAUGUGCAAGUGGUUUUAAGUUUUUGUAAUUGAUUUCAGGGAUUGUUGAAAGACUCCCUUGCCAUUCGAAAGGAGCAUCUGGAAGGUGGUAGUCUACCUCAGAUAUAGGUUGCCCUUGUUUUUAUACCUUAGUUCUUCAUCACAGCCAUAAGCUUGUUUCACAAUAAUGAAAGGUUUACAUGUUAUCAAUUAGAUUUGAAAAUGGUGUUUAGGAAGGAGCUUACGUAAUUAUGAAUCCGUGUCUUCAUAUCACAGCAGAAACCCUUUUUGGACAUGCUUUGUCUUGUACCUGAUAGGAGAGGCAAGUAAGUCUUAGGCUGUGGCACACCUCCACCCCUGAGGAGAAAGUAAUCCAAGACCUGGCAUAAUCAUGGGUCCGUCUUUGAUUUUUCUGCACCUGCUUGCCUUGGGUGCCUCUUUUGAUGGGGUCACUUAGAGCAGAUGCAGAGAGAUCCAGGGAUCCCCUACCGCCAGGGCAGUCGAGGGGACAUUCUGUGAAUGCAUUCCGUACAUCCAGAUUUUUUAAGACUUUUUACCAGCCCAAUUUACAGCCAUAUAUUUUCUUAUGAUGUAAUUUAUGAAAAGUCUAAAGGGGUGCUGUAACACUACUGUCGUGGGGUUUUUAAUGUCUGGUGAUUUAAGGUGUGUACAAAAUUCCUAAGGGCAACUGUGUACUGUGAUGUAAAAGUCUGAGCUCAAAAUGUACAUAAUCUUUGUAUAUAAAAUUGUGUACUUGAUUAUAAUUACUGAUUGUAAAGAUUUAAUAAAACAUGUAAAUAUUCUGGUCAGAAUACAAUGCAGAUUUGAUUUGUCUAUUGAGGAUGGCAGACGUCCUUCAAAAGUUCGUUUGUCACUGAGUUAGUUGUGUUUCCCAACUUCAUGCAUACUUAAUCAGAAACAAAACUAUAAGCCAAUUGGCCUUAUCAAAACAGAUGAUAUAAACACAACAUACAGUACACAUCCAGUCCAGGUAAAAUUAUAAAUAUACAAGUACAAAGAUUAAAAAAUGGGAGGGCAAACAUAUAACCGAAUGUACCUUAAUCUUAGGUAUAUACAUCAGAUGUCCUCCUCCCUUUACAAUAUACAGUAGAGUCUUGCUUAUCCAACAUAAAUGGGCCGGCAGAACGUUGGAUAAGCGAAUAUGUUGGAUAAUAAGGAGAGAUUAAAGAAAAGCCUAUUAAACAUCAAAUUAGGUUAUGAUUUUACAAAUUAAGCACCAAAACAUUAUGUUAUACAACAAAUUUGACAGAAAAAGUAGUUCAAUACACAGUAAUGCUAUGUAGCAAUUACUGUAUUUACCAAUUUAGCACCAAAAUAUCACGAUAUAUUGAAAACAUUGACUACAAAAAUGCGUUGGAUAAUCCAGAAUGUUGGAUAAGCGAGUGUUGGAUAAGUGAGACUCUACUGUAUACCAAUCUGAUCAAUAUAGUCUGAUCUCUUUUUAAAUGCUUUGAAAAAAUAAAGGGCAACUUUUAUUGUUACCACAGGAUUAUACCCAGUUGGUAAAAAUGUGUAUUCCAGCUUGUUUUAUGACAAAUAAAAGGCCAUAGAUGUUGUUUCUUUUA
Molecule: messenger RNA, 6830 nt
Organism: Anolis carolinensis (green anole)
Lineage: Eukaryota; Metazoa; Chordata; Lepidosauria; Squamata; Anolidae
Gene: edem3
Product: ER degradation enhancing alpha-mannosidase like protein 3
Exons: 21
Coding region: 135-2960 (941 amino acids)
Biological process (GO): carbohydrate metabolic process; endoplasmic reticulum mannose trimming; mannose trimming involved in glycoprotein ERAD pathway
Cellular component (GO): endoplasmic reticulum; membrane
Molecular function (GO): mannosyl-oligosaccharide 1,2-alpha-mannosidase activity; calcium ion binding
Source: RefSeq, a predicted model, not a curated record